GAGCAUCUUCCAAAAACGAUCUCAGAAAUAAUGCUUGGAAGCUUUGACACCAUCACCCCGACUUUGGAGUGGUUCUUGAUCUACAUGACCCACCACCAGGACGUCCAGAAGCGAUGCAGACAGGAGAUUCACACGUUUUUGGCGAAUGACAGUCUCGAUGUGUUAGGCAUAUCACAGCUGGCCUACACAUGGUCCACCAUCAUGGAAGUACAGAGACACGCAAACAUAGGUAGUUUUGUACAAACAAUGUACAUUGUCAUUUUUUUGAAAAUGUGUUUCUAGGAUUACAAGUGAAUUAUUUGUUGACUGAUGGGAUUUUGGGGUAUGAGAGAGUUGCAUUGGCUGCUGGUCCGUACUCGCAUAGAGUACAAGAUCGCAACUUUGUGCUACCGCUCCUUACAUGAUCUUGCGCCGUCCUAUCUGAAACAGCUGCUGACGCCUUAUGUACCCACUAGAGAGCUCCGCUCAUCCGAUAGUGGCAAACUCUCGACACCACGUGUUUGCCUUGAGACUUAUGGAAAGCGCACUUUCGCAUUUGCUGGUCCAACAAUUUGGAACGCCCUUCCUGUCGAUCUCAGAAACAACCAGACACUGGAGUCCUUUAAAACCGAUUUAAAGACACAUCUAUUUCGCAAACACCUUCCGGGAUGAUUGUCUACCUUAUUUUCCAGUUAAUGCAUAAUGGCUGUGUUGCUUAUGGUUGAAAUGGCUAUAAAGACUUUGACAUUGUAUGCUUCUAAUUAGUUUUUGUAGUGUUGCAUUUGUUUUAAAUGUGGUAAAUUAUAGAUUUUUUUUUACUCUUGUACCGCGCUUCGAGUCUUUGGGGAUGAAGCGUGUUUUUGAAAUACACUAUUUUUAUUAUUAUUAUUAUUAUUAUUAUUAUUACAAGGAUUUGGGGUAUUUGGAUUGUACAUGACAUUAUGAAAAAAAUGCUGAAUUAUAAACGGUUGGUUUAAGAAAAUGUUCAUUGAUUUAGUGUCUGGUGGAUAGGUGUGUUGAGAUUAGCGCCCUUGCUUAAAUUUUAAAACUUCUUUUGAUGAACUAAUUUCAGACGAAAAUACGAAAACUUUUCCCAACAAAGUGAUUGAGUUAUAUUUUAUAUACAUUGCUAUUUAAAUACAUUUCUUGAUAUUUUCUAAAGUCCCCAUGCCCCCCUGCCACACGUCUGACAAGGACACACACAUCAACGGUUACUUCAUCCCCAAGAACACGGCCAUCAUG
Lymnaea stagnalis (great pond snail) is the source of this 1221-nucleotide messenger RNA. Lineage: Eukaryota; Metazoa; Mollusca; Gastropoda; Lymnaeidae. The record is from the annotation of a GenBank genome assembly.